Synchiropus splendidus (mandarinfish) is the source of this 4362-nucleotide messenger RNA. RefSeq lists its product as uncharacterized. The transcript is spliced from 7 exons. The record is from RefSeq and is a predicted model, not a curated record. Gene Ontology annotation, molecular function: protein dimerization activity; DNA binding. The coding region runs from base 111 to 3653 and encodes 1180 amino acids. Gene Ontology annotation, biological process: regulation of transcription by RNA polymerase II. NCBI's taxonomy places the organism in Eukaryota, Metazoa, Chordata, Actinopteri, Syngnathiformes, Callionymidae. Gene Ontology annotation, cellular component: nucleus.
GCUAAUGAUGACGUAAAGACAUAGAAACAUAUUAUCUAGAUAUCCACUCAUACCUAUUUUGUAAUUAUCCCAUGCAUUCUUCGAAAAAAACCCACUACAAAUAAAAUUAUAUGAGAAUCCAUGUACCAAAUAAUCCACCGACUGAUCCCCAUUCUGGAUCUGGUGUUAAUUUAAAUCAAAGCGUAACUGCAGUGUCUAUUCUACCCUGCUUAGAGCUAGGCCUUGUGCAGGUCCAGAGCCUGGGGUCCGGAAGGAUCAUCGAUACAAACAUGGACCUGGUAAGCAAACCCAGAGGCAAGUCCCUCGUUUGGCUAUAUUUUGGGUUGAAAGCAGACGAGAGAGGACGCCCAUUAAAUAGCGGCGAAGCCAUAUGUCGGUUGUGUAGAAAAAUCGUGUUGGCAAAAGGCGGAAAUACAACCAACCUGAGAAGUCAUCUGAAACGUCGACAUCGUGCAGAUUUCUUCGAAGGCAGUCUGUCCACGACUCCUGGGGCUCUAUUAGAUACUCACGGUUUGGAUUUAAACGGUGAAGACUAUUUUGAAGACACUUCUCUACUUCAGCCAGUCUCCAACCAGAACUAUGUCCCAGAUGCCGUGUUGCCACCUGGUGAGCCUUGGCUGCAUGGUGGCCCCUCCAGAGCUGUUUUGUCGCUGCCCUCCUGCCUUGGGCUUUGUGGUGUACAGGGGUCUGGAACCUCAGCUGCUGGACCAUCUUGUGUGGAGCAAAUGCAAGAAAUCAAAGUGUUUGCCAAAUGUCAUCUCCAGCAAGGAGUGAUUUUUGGACCUUACAUAGGAGAGGUUUGCCGGACACAGAUGCCCUCUUGCCUGAAAUAUGCCUGGGCGAUCAGGGACGACGCCUCGUUUGUUUACGUGGACGCCUCUGAUGAAGAUAAAUCCAACUGGAUGAGGUUUGUCUCAUACACCAGCAGUGAGGAGGAUCAGAACCUGGUCGUCUUCCAGUUCUACCGUCGUAUCUACUACAGAGUGUCGCAGCCUAUUGCUGAGGGAACACAGCUUCGGGUCUGGAUUGGAAAGGACUAUGCCUCCCUCCUGGGCCUGGGGAUGGGUGAGAAUGUGAAAUGCGAACUUGGAGACAAAGAGUCGGUUCUGCGCCUCUUGCAGGACAUUCAGCUCAUCACCCUCCCAGAGCCCAGCAGCUCCUCUUUGUGGUCUGACUGCAGCCAGUCACAGAGUCCCAUGCCAGUUAUCAGUGAAGUCUCCACGAUGUCCAACUCAGAGACAAUUAUCGAUUCAACUAACAUCUCUGCCCUGGUGUCCAGCUCUCACCUGCCGUCUCUGACCUCACACCCAUCAGAUAAGUAUGAUUUCAUGCCUGGCACUGAGAAACUGGUGAGCACCAACGCCAGAGCGAACAGCUGCUGGUACUUCGUGGGGUUUGAACCGGACCCUGCAGGUCGCCCACUGGACCACAGUUUGGUGGUGUGUAAACUCUGUGGAGAUCACUUGAGCUGUACCAAAGGAGCAGACGACAUCCAGAACCACUUGAUCGCCAAACACCAGAUCAGAACCCAGAACAGUGUCAGGGAGCCAAGCCAGGCCAAAGGUCAACAACGUAUGCUUUCAAACCCUGGUGCCCUGAUGACUCAGACCAUUCUACUACCAGCAAAUGUGACGGACGCCAUUGCCAACUUCCUUAUUCAGGACCUCCAUCCUGUGGGUCUGGUGGAAGGAGAGGGCUUCAAACAGUUGAUCAACACGCUUCUACCCUCCUACUACAAGUUGCUGCCCUUGCCGUCCCUCCUGGAGGUCUUGCUCAGAGAGCACCAUGUGAAGGGCAAGACGGGCCUGGCUCAGUUGCUGAAGAGGAGAUCUGACAGCAGAGAAGUCAACAUCAUGCUGGACCACACCGCUCCAAUCGAGGAUGAACCCAGAAGACCUGCCAGUGUGAGAGAUGUACCCCACUCUGUCACGCUGAGUGUGGAUAUUUGGAACCAUAACUGGCAAGGCAAAGUUGUAAAGUACCUCUCCCUGUGGGCUCAUUUCAUCGACCCAUGCUUUAGUUGUCAGAAUCUCACGCUGUCCACUCAGCAGUUAAAUGACUGCACCGUGAGCCUGGAGGCAGUGGAAGCCCAAGUGAAGGUUAUGGCUCAGGAGUGGGGCAUCUCCCAACCAAGUCUGAUAGUAGUGGGAGGGGAAGGACGAAACAAGAUGCAAUUUAGGUCCAUAAAAAUGGAGAAGGGCAAUGAGGCUGCAGAAAGUAUCCCUCACCCAAAUUCCACGACCUUUCUUGAGAGAGAUGACUCGAGGACUCCUGAUGAGCAGAGCUGCCACGAACCCGGCCAAUCCAGUGAGGCACUUCCCUCUGUGCCAUGUUUCUACAGUGCUACUCAAAAUUGCAUCGAUGAAGUGAUGGCUCACCCGGUCAUCUCCAGCACCUUGGCUCACUUCCAGGGUCUCCUUUCCACUUUUGUCCAGUUAUCCUCUCAAUUUAUCGGAUUUUAUCCCCACAACUUCCAGAACCUUCUGCCCAUGCUGACCAAACAUGAGCACGCGGAGCUGUUCUCCUGGGCUCACAGCCAGCCCACCUGGAAUAACCUCUUUCCUGUGCUCAGUACGGUCACCAAACACAGGACCAGCAUAUGUGAUGCUGUGAAAGAGAUUGAAGGUUUUGCUAAAGACAACUGGGAGUCAACCUCAUCAAAUAGUCACUUCUCCUCCAGCAUCAUGCCGUCGGGGCUGGUACCGCCUCGUUCGGAGUGGAAGAUUCUUGAGGACCUUUGUUUGAUUCUCAAACCUCUAGAUGUGGCUUGUCGAACCCUUGCCAAGGAGGACCACCCCCGUCUGUGUCUACUCAAGCCUAUUCUGACUGGCCUCCUCUCCCGCCACCUGGUGUCCAGGUCUGGGGACUCGUCCCCUCUCAUGAAGGAGGUGAAGUCAACGAUAAGACAGAAAUUAACAAGCUGCUAUAACCACCCGGAGAUCAACAGGGUUUUGUGUGUGGCCUGUGCGCUGGACCCUCAGUUCCAUGGGCUCUUGUUCAUGGAGGAAAGGGAGCAGAAGGAAACGUUUGAGUGGUUAAAAAAAGAAGCUGUGAGGAUUGUGAGGGAACAGCAUGUCAGGCAGAAAAACAAAAUCCAGAGGAAGAGGAGUUCAUCACCCGAGUCGGAGUCUGACAGCGACCCACUGAGACGUAGCAAGAGAUUAAAACAUUGCAGUCCAAUUGGUGUCAAAGUGGUGGAAGAAUUGUAUGACGAUAGUGACCCGGGGCAAGCAGAUGAUUCGGACUAUGAAUCAACAUCACAGACUGGGCUGUCUGGGAUGGAGUUCCUGCUGGGAGAUUUGUUCUCUUCCACACCCAAGAGACGGGAGAACUCUGUGGAGGAGUCAGUGGACAUGGAGAUAUCUGUCUUUAGGGCAGACAAGGGGGCAUCUUUGGGGGUGGAGCCGGUGCAGUGGUGGAGGACAAAAGCAGCUCAGUUCCCAAUACUGGCAAAGGUUGCGCGAGUCUUUCUGGCUGCUCCGGCUGUGAUCAGUAACACAGCACAUUACUUCUUACAGAACGCACCAGGAGCAUCGUCCUUCAGGAGAGACAACAUUCCUCCAGAGAUGCUGGACACAAUCUUGUUCCUGCACCACAACCAUAUGACUGUUGAGGGAGGUCAGCUUGCACUGAAGAAUGAAGAAAGACUGUAGUGAUGUCCAGAAGUAGCUACUUUCAUACAUUCCCCUCUGUUUAACCUGUAACCCAUUUUCAUAUGUUCUGCACCAUGAUUCUUAACUGUUUCACCCAUCCUCCAUAGCACCUUGUGCCUUCGGUCACUCUGAUCAAAGUGCAAAGGUAGAGGUUUGAAACUGUUUGACCAAAAUGUAUCUUGAAACUGUCAUUUAUAUAUUUCUUUACAUUUGGUUAAAAAGUUCUUCUUUUUAGGUUUCAUACUAGUUUCUUCACUCCCAACUCGUUCGUAGUUUAGUGUGCCGAAGGUCUGGUGGUCUCCUUGGAACUUGCUGAUACACUAGAUGCUGUAGUUUGCUGUGUACGCAUGAUUAAAGUUUUUGUAUUUUGAAUCACUUGUGGAGGACUUGAAGUCAGUAUUUGAGAAUGAGUCCACUUUACCACCUGGGAUUUUUACAAUUCGUGUCUGCUGCUAAUGACAAGACUGUACAAAAGUACAAUUUAUUUCAAAUAUUUAUUGAACUCUAAUUCCUACUUGUAAAUCAGUGGAGACAUUGUGGGAUGAGUACAACAGCGGGAUCUCGUUACAGUGAGAGUAACUGAUAAACAGUUGUGAAUUACAGGUCGAGUAAUAGUCAUAGCGACAGCAAGGCUGGUGGUGGAUGGAGGGCUGGAGGUGCACAUACAGUAGGUAGACCGACAGGCUGAAGAAUGGAGGUGUAGACAAUG